AUGAUUCCGGGAAGAACCACAGAGGUUUCUAGAAUACACACAGGUGAGAAGCCUUACCACUGCUCCCAGUGUGGCAAGUGUUUUAAACAGUUAGGGAACCUGAAAGAACACGAGAGAAUACACACAGGUGAGAAGCCUUACCACUGCUCCCAGUGCGGAAAGAGUAUUAACGAUUUAGGGAACCUGAAAAAACAUGAGAGAAUACACACAGGGGAGAGGCCUUACCACUGCUCCCAGUGCGGAAAGAGUUUUAACGAUUUAGGGAAUCUGAAACGGCACGAGAGAAUACACACAAGGGAGAAGCCUUACCACUGCUCCCAGUGUGGCAAGUGUUUUAAACAGUUAGGGAACCUGAAAGAACACGAGAGAAUACACACAGGUGAGAAGCCUUACCACUGCUCCCAGUGUGGAAAGGGUUUCAGCCAGCCGGCGAAUCUGAAACGGCAUGAGAGAAUGCACACAGGGGAGAAGCCUUACCACUGCUCCCAGUGUGUAAAGUGUUUCAACCAGCUGGGGGAGCUGAAAUGGCAUGAGAGAAUACACACAGGGGAGAAGCCUUACCACUGCUCCCAGUGUGGAAAGAGUUUUAACAAUUUAGGGAACCUGAAAAAACAUGAGAAAAUACACACAGGGGAGAAGCCUUACCACUGCUCCCAGUGC
This is a messenger RNA of Salvelinus namaycush (lake trout), 660 nucleotides long. Its product is annotated as zinc finger protein 678-like. Gene Ontology annotation, molecular function: RNA polymerase II cis-regulatory region sequence-specific DNA binding; DNA-binding transcription factor activity, RNA polymerase II-specific. The transcript has 2 exons. NCBI's taxonomy places the organism in Eukaryota, Metazoa, Chordata, Actinopteri, Salmoniformes, Salmonidae. The annotation marks the transcript as partial. The record is from RefSeq and is a predicted model, not a curated record. Gene Ontology annotation, biological process: regulation of transcription by RNA polymerase II.